UAAGUUUGCUAAAGAAGAGAGACCUGAGGAAGGCACAGACUGAAGCCAGUCUACCUCAACACAGUCUAGUACUGGAUGUUGCUACAAGAUGGGGCAGCAAGCAAAAGAUGAUAGACAGGGUGCUAGAGCAACUGCCAGCCAUAAGACGAGUCUUGGUUGAAGACCGGAAGCAUGGCCAUCUCAACCCAACCUGGCAGGAUGUGUCUGUGUUAGAAUCCAUUAAUGCAGCAAUGAAGCCAGUGGCUGAUAUCACAGACGUUCUCUCAGGGGAAAAAUAUGUCACUGUGUCCUCAGUAAAGCUUGUGUUGGAACUUCUCAAAGGUGAACUGUUAUCUCCAGACCCCAGCGACACUGAACUUACAGCAAAGAUAAAGGAAAACAUGUGCAGAGUACUGACAGAGAAAUACAGCCCUCCUGAAAUCCAAGACCUCCUGAGAAAAGCCACCAUCUUGGAUCCAAGGUAUCGUGGUAGCAUGGAGGAUGAAGAGGUCUUGGAUGAUGUCAAACAUCAGCUUGUGCAAGAGCUACUUGACAUGAAAGAAGAGGGACGAAGUGAAGAAAGUGCCAGUACUGAAAACGAUGGAGAUGGUGGUUCUGAACAUGCAGCAUCCAAGAAGAAAAUGCUGAGUGACCUUCUUCAGAACAGAAGAGCUAAACUCACAAGUCUUCAGACGCAGAUUGUAUCACUACCAAAAAGAGUGCAGGCUGAUGCAGAGCUGACCAAAUUCAUCCAGGAAGAAGUUGUGGAUGCAACAUCUGAUCCUCUGAUGUGGUGGCGUGACAAUCACAGAAGAUUUCCUCUUAUAGGCAAGCUGGCACAAAAAUAUAUGUGCAUUUGUGCAACAAGCACUAGCUCAGAGAGAACGUUCAGCACAGCUGGGAAUAUUGUUACCCCAGAGAGAUCCUGCCUCAAGCCCCACAAGGUAAACAUGUUGGUGUUCCUUGCUCGGAAUUUGUCUGACAGUUAAAAUACAUAUAUAGCAAGAGCUAUGGCCUGCU
Pygocentrus nattereri (red-bellied piranha) is the source of this 999-nucleotide messenger RNA. RefSeq names its product E3 SUMO-protein ligase ZBED1-like. The record is from RefSeq and is a predicted model, not a curated record. Lineage: Eukaryota; Metazoa; Chordata; Actinopteri; Characiformes; Serrasalmidae. The transcript is spliced from 2 exons. Gene Ontology annotation, molecular function: protein dimerization activity. The coding region runs from base 108 to 968 and encodes 286 amino acids.